Molecule: messenger RNA, 2457 nt
Organism: Alternaria ethzedia
Lineage: Eukaryota; Fungi; Ascomycota; Dothideomycetes; Pleosporales; Pleosporaceae
Exons: 2
Coding region: 1-2457 (818 amino acids)
Biological process (GO): glucan catabolic process
Molecular function (GO): beta-glucosidase activity
Source: RefSeq, a predicted model, not a curated record
AUGGCACCUUCCCUUGUCUCGGCCGUACUUUCGGGCUCUGUCCUCCUGGCAGCAGUCAAUGCUCAGAACUUCGAAGGCGGUGGCCGCGAUGAAGAUGCGUUUGAGUACGUACAGCCGCUCAACACCACCAUCUUGACCGAGUAUGGCUCCUCACCAGCUGUCUACCCGUCGCCAAACAUCACCGGCGCUGGUGGCUGGGAGAUGGGUCUUGAGAAGGCGAAAGCUUUCGUAGCCCAGCUCACACUUGAGGAGAAGGCUGACAUGGUCACUGGUCAAGCCGGACCUUGCGUUGGCAACAUUGUUGCUAUCCCUCGUCUUGGCUUCCCCGGUCUGUGUCUUCAGGAUGGUCCUCUUGGAAUUCGUGUUGCAGACUACGCCAGCGUCUUCUCCGCUGGUGUCUCUGCCGGAGCGACAUGGGACAAGGACAUCAUGUACGAGCGUGGUCAUGCCAUGGGCGCAGAGUUCAAGGCCAAGGGCUCUCAGGUCUUCUUGGGUCCCGUCGCUGGUCCUCUCGGACGUUCCGCCUAUGCAGGCCGUAACUGGGAGGGAUUCUCCUCUGACCCUUACCUCAGUGGUGUGGCAAUGGAGAAGACCAUCAACGGUAUCCAGGAUGCCGGUGUGCAAGCCUGCGCAAAGCACUGGAUUGGCAAUGAGCAAGAGAUCAUGCGAAACCCGCUUUACGAAGACGAGAACGACAACACCGAGCAGACGACGGCGGCUCUCUCUUCCAACAUCGACGACCGCACCAUGCACGAGCUUUACAUGUGGCCCUUUGCCAAUGCUGCCAAGGCCCGCGCUGCCAGCUUCAUGUGCUCUUACCAGCGCAUCAACGGCUCUUACGGAUGCCAGAACUCCGCCUCGCAGAACGGUCUGCUUAAGACUGAGCUUGGCUUCCAGGGCUACAUCAUGUCUGACUGGGGUGCCACUCACUCUGGUGUUGCCUCCAUCGAGGCCGGUCUGGACAUGAACAUGCCCGGUGGACUUGGUGCCUACGGUCUGAACUUUGGCCUCCCUUCAUACUUUGGCGGCAACGUCACUGCUGCUGUCAACAACGGCACCGUUGAUGUUUCCCGCAUCGACGACAUGGUCAUGCGCAUCAUGACUCCUUACUUCCAACUCGGCCAAGACCAAGACUUCCCCUCGGCUGACCCCUCAGGCGCUGAUCUGAACACCUUCUCGCCCCGUAGCACAUGGACCCGCGAGUACAAUCUCACCGGCGAAGUCAGCCGUGAUGUCCGUGGCAACCACGGCGAGCUUAUCCGCCGCCAUGGUGCCGCUGGCAGCGUCCUCCUCAAGAACGUCGACCGCACUCUGCCUCUCAAGGCUCCCCAGAACGUCGCUAUCUUCGGUAACGACGCAGGCGACCCAGCACGCAGCUCUGUCAUCAACCAGCAGAACUACGAAUACGGUAGCAUUCUCGCUGGCGGUGGCUCAGGUACCGGCCAGUUCACCUACAUGGUCACCCCUCUCCGUGCCAUUCAGAACCGUGUCGCCGCGGAUGGCGGUAUCACUCAGUUCUUCCUCAACAACACUCACAUCAUCGCCAACAAUGUCAGCACCCUUGUCAUUCCCCGCGCUGUCCCCGAAGUUUGCAUUGUUAUGCUCAAGACUUGGGCUGAGGAAGGCGAUGACCGUGCCCACCUGGGAUCUGACUGGGAGGGUGACGAUGUUGUCGAGUCUGUCGCUUCUUACUGCAACAACACUGUCGUUGUUACCCACUCUGCCGGUGUCAACACUUUGCCAUGGGCUGACCACCCCAACGUUACCGCUAUCCUGGCUGCCCAUUUCCCCGGCCAAGAGUCUGGAAACUCGCUCGUUGACAUCCUGUACGGACACGUAAACCCCUCUGGUCACCUUCCUUACACCAUUGCCGAGAACGGUGAUGACUGGAAUGCGCCUCCCACCACCGCCAUCAACACCACCGGAUUUGCCGACUGGCAGAGCUGGUUCGACGAGAAGCUCGAGAUUGACUACCGCCACUUCGAUCUCCAGAACAUGUCUGUCCGUUACGAGUUCGGUUUCGGUCUCUCAUACACCACAUUUGAGAUCUCCGACAUCGAGUCUUCCCCUCUGGAGCACAACAUCACAUCCAUGCCCGAGCAGCUGCCCAUCCAGCCCGGUGGCAACCCCGCUCUGUGGGAGUCUCUCUACAACGUCACUGUAUCUGUCGCCAACACCGGUGACUGUGCCGGUGCCACCGUUCCCCAGCUCUACGUCGGCCUUCCCUCUUCCGCCCCAGCCGGUACGCCUAUCCGCCAGCUCCGCGGCUUCGAGAAGGUAUACCUUGAGAAGGGCGACAAGGAGACCGUGAGCUUUGAGCUUCAGCGCAGGGAUCUGAGCUACUGGGAUAUUGUCAGCCAGCAGUGGGUCAUUCCCGAGGGCGAGUUCACCAUCUGGGUCGGACUGAGCAGCCGAGACCUGAAGGUCCAGGACAGCUUUACUGUUGUUGGACAGUAG